Messenger RNA from Austrofundulus limnaeus, 1014 nucleotides. Its product is annotated as peptidase inhibitor 16. Gene Ontology annotation, cellular component: extracellular region. NCBI's taxonomy places the organism in Eukaryota, Metazoa, Chordata, Actinopteri, Cyprinodontiformes, Rivulidae. The record is from RefSeq and is a predicted model, not a curated record.
UCAUUGUGUGGAAACAUACACUGAUGACAAAUAAAGCACCCCUUUACCUUUUAUUUAAAUCUUAUUUAAAGAUUAGUUAGAACCGUCAGUUAAAUAUAGUUUUUAUUUUUUGUGUUCCACAUUUAUCUUCACCUUAAAGCAAACAUUAAUCCUCCAGCAGCAGCAGGACUCUAAAUGUAAUAAUUUCCUGUGUGUCAGCUCAGAGACCAGCAGGGGGCAGUCUAACACAAGCAGCUGCCACUGAAGACAGACCAACAUCUUUAUGUACAGGAUGAAACAUCCAGACCGGGCCUCUGAACCAGGUCCAGAACCGACUCCCUACAGGACCUCCUCGAUCCGUCCAACGUGCAGAAACACACCUGCAGCAGGAGUUCACMUUCCAGAUGAAAGGGAGGAUCCUGUUGUUUAAAACUCACUCAGGAAGAAAAAGUUCUGCAGAGCUGCAGAGAGAGGCGCUGAGGAGGGAACACACGAAGCUACACAACUGCAACACAACAGCACUGUUGUUCUCACACACACACACACACACAGACACACACACACAGACACACACACACACACUGGACUCUGGACCACUUCAGGAUUUACCUCCAGGGAUUGUCUUCCCCAUCAUGCACCAGCUGCAGGGGGCUUCGAGCCCACAGACUGCCCAGGAUGGACCCUCCACCUGGUGCUUGAGGCUGAGGAUGGAACCUGGACCCGGGUCCUGGUCCUGGACCCUGCUGCUGCUGCUGGGUCUGGGGUUCCUGCUGGUUCCUGGAGCCUGGAGCUUCCUGACCGACGAGCAGGAGGAGCUGCUGGUGGAGCUCCACAACUACUACAGAGGACAGGUUUCACCCACCGCCUCGGCCAUGCUGCCCCUGAAAUGGGACUCGGGCCUGAAGCUGAUCGCUGAAGCUUACGCUGCUAAAUGCAUCUGGAACCACAACCCGGAGCUGGAGGAGACCGGGGAGAAUCUGUACGCCGGCACCGGGGCUCUGGACCUCCGAGUGGCCGUGGAGAAAUGGUUCAUGG